Messenger RNA from Fulvia fulva, 891 nucleotides. RefSeq lists its product as uncharacterized. NCBI's taxonomy places the organism in Eukaryota, Fungi, Ascomycota, Dothideomycetes, Mycosphaerellales, Mycosphaerellaceae. The record is from RefSeq and is a predicted model, not a curated record. Bases 1 to 891 code for a protein of 296 amino acids. Gene Ontology annotation, biological process: DNA recombination. The transcript has a single exon.
AUGUCGUCGCCACUGCCAACGAAGCGGCGCAAGCUCAACGAUGCCAACAGUAAGCUCCACAAGCCGUUCAUUUCGCCCAUGAGAACACCCAAAGCGGAACGAGUGCCACUGCAAGAAGACCCUAACAAGGCCAACACCACAACACGUCCAUACUUACCCAGUACCCUGGCACACACCAUCAAACAGCCCAACACCACUACAGGAAGGCUUGCGAAUCCCGCCUCUACGAAGCCUGACAUGAACACGCCCGCAAAACCCACACCGGCCAGGAAACAAACACCAACCCUCUGGUCCUCGAAAAAGAAAGAUCCCGCAGAAGUAGCCGCCCAACGCGCCAUCACCUCCCUCGAACUCCAGAUUAAGAAGGUUCAAAACGACCUUGACGCCCUCAAACAAGCCAAACAACUCUCCACCACCUCUACCGACGCCGAACUCGAAGCCCUCUCCGAAAAGUGGCGUCUAACCUCCCAGUCCGUUGCAGAAGAGCUCUUCGGCGAAGUCAAGGAACGCGUCCAGCGGAUGGGCGGUGUAGCAGCAUGGCGGGAGAUGGAGAAGCGCAAGCACGAUCGUGCACAUGGAAUGGGAGACUUUGCGCAGGAGGAACAGCAGGAAGACGACGAUGCGGACUGUGAGUUUGACAGUCAGGGCGAGGAGUUGCCAGAGGAGGAGCAGGAGUAUAGGAAGAAGAUGAAGAGGCAGGCGAAGAAGGAGAUGAUGGAUGCGGCGGACGUCCCUGAUGAGGUGGAGGUGGAUCCAAAUGCGCAGAAGUCGAAAGUGUGGCAGGAGGAGGGGAAGGAUGAUGAUACUUUUACCAUGGAUAUGAUGCUGCGCUCGCUCAACAUUGAGCUGGGAGUCAUAGGGUAUGAUAAGGAGACGCAGAAGUGGAUAUGA